AAGGCUUCCAUCGUAUAGGACAGUGAUUCCUUGCCAAUAUCAAGUUUAAAAGAGACAUGUGGUGCGCUCUUCUGCUGCUGUCAGCGUCAGUGGCUUAUGUACACAGUCACGGCAGGGUCUUGCAGCCUCCUUCUAGAGCGUCAGCCUGGCGAUACGGCUUCCCAACGAAGCCCAACUAUGACGAUGAUGGACUCAAUUGCGGUGGAUUUUCCCAUCAGUGGUCGGUCAAUGGUGGCAAAUGCGGUAUCUGUGGAGACCCGUACGAUGCACCCACUCCCCGAGCCCAUGAACUUGGCGGCGUUUAUGGCGACGGUGUGAUCGUAGAACAUUACCUACCAGGAUCCGUUUUUACGACAACAGUCGACAUGACCGCCUCCCACCGCGGCUACUGGGAGUUCAAACUCUGCCCAGACCCCUCGCGAAACGAUCAGGAAUGCUUCGACGAACAUGUCCUCGAGUUAGAAGAGGGUGGGAAUUCAUACCGUCCGGACAGAGGAAGCUCAAAAUACGAGGUUAAUUAUCGUCUUCCCAGUGGAUUGGUUUGUGAUCAUUGCGUGCUGCAAUGGAGGUAUACAGCCGGGAACAAUUGGGGAGAUUGCAACAAUGGCACCCAGGCUCUUGGAUGCGGGAACCAAGAGCAGUUCUUCGCGUGUUCCGAUAUAUCUAUUGGUGUAUCUAAAACUCAAGGUGUGGAUACACCACCUGAAGAAUUUGAAGAUAUCCCAUACCCGUUGCUGUAUUAUUUGAGGAACGGAUAUUUCGAUGGUCAAGGUCUACCGCAUCAGCUGCACCAUAGAGCGCACCCACCACAGUCACCGCCAGUCACGAGGUCACGAAAGAAGAAAAAGACCCGCCGGAAAAAUAAGAAAAAAAUCAGACCGCAUAAAUUAAAAAAGAUGCUACACUGGGGAUGAAGCAGUCUUAAAAAUUAUUAAUAAAACAACCAAAUUAACUCCGUUAAUUUUAUUGCCUUUAUUUACAUAAUAAAUAAUAACCGCAAAAGAUACGUGAAACAACCAUUACAAUCUUCCAUUUUAAAUUUCGAAUCGCAUCUGUUAUUGGUCUAACUAAUCACUACAAAAGCAGUCACACCGCACAAGUAACCAAUCAAACCCGAGUUACAAUUAUACCGCGAAAACUCAAUAUCCCGCGCCAUUGGUGUUCGAAAUUUCAAAUCGAGAAACGGAAAUAGGUCGAUUUGACAUUCCGUAUUACCCAUUAUUUGUAAGGGUCUAUAUACAAAUACACUUGUGUUCAAUGUGGUCGUAAUGGAACGUUCAAGGCAUAGACACGAAGGAAAUAAUUAUUCUGCAAUGUAAAGAAAUAAAAAAAGUCUAUUUAAAAAAUAUUAACUACUGUGUACAUAUAUAUUUUUCUAUUUUUAUUUAUAGAUUAAUUCAAUUAUUAGAUGAGUAUUAUUAAUUGUAUAUCAAUGCUCAAUCAAGCUGUUUUUUAAAUAAAAUGUAGCUAAGGACACAAUUUACUAAUGCCAUAAAACGUUUCAUUCCAAGCACAUUUGAUCAAGUUUAAAUUCAAUAUAUCAUAGACUAUAGAACUUCUCCUUUGUGUGAGGAUCACGGUAUAUUGGUAAUAUCUAUAUACAAACAAAUUAUACAAAUGUAUCUUUAAUACAAAAUCUACAGCAGCGUGUAAAAAAAUCCGAGCAAUAUGAGUGUCGAAUUAAUAGCCUAAUAGUAAAAUGCUGUAAAUAACUUCAUGUCUAAUAAUAUUGCCUACAUUUAGCAAGAACAAUGAUUAUAUUAUAUAAUUACUUAAUGCAUUUAUAUUAUUUUGUUUAAUUCCGCUACCGUUGUAACGGAAUUAAACAAAAUGAUAUAAAUCCAUUACGUAAUAAAAUUGACUUCUGCAAAACACCUAAUUCGAUAAAAUAUAUAUUAUAUAACUCUGUUUCUAUUAUUUCUUAGUUUCAUAUAUUAUGUAAGUACGCAAGUUGGAUAUAUAUAUGUAAAUUGCUAUAUAAAUUAUUGGACAUAACACACCAAAAACUAAUAAACGAGGCACAACGUUUUUAUCACUCGAAUCCUAUUUGUGCAAAUUAAUGUAAGCAAUCUAAUCUAGUAAACUGACUGGGUUUUAACCGUUUUGUAUCUAAUACCAUAGUGCAGUAAUAGAUUUUUUAUAGUCAAUAUUGUUGUAUAUAUUUUAAAUAUUAUAAGUAAUUAAAUAACGCCUCACCGUCACAAUCCAAUUUGAACUUUAAAUACAGUUCCAAAGCAACUAAAUCCCAUUCAAUAUAU
Messenger RNA from Achroia grisella, 2258 nucleotides. RefSeq lists its product as uncharacterized. Bases 57 to 914 code for a protein of 285 amino acids. The transcript is spliced from 5 exons. The record is from RefSeq and is a predicted model, not a curated record. NCBI's taxonomy places the organism in Eukaryota, Metazoa, Arthropoda, Insecta, Lepidoptera, Pyralidae.